Molecule: messenger RNA, 1067 nt
Organism: Penaeus chinensis
Lineage: Eukaryota; Metazoa; Arthropoda; Malacostraca; Decapoda; Penaeidae
Product: prostatic spermine-binding protein-like
Exons: 3
Coding region: 110-679 (189 amino acids)
Source: RefSeq, a predicted model, not a curated record
CACGCCCACAAAAAUGCUAUUUUUAGAUAUCUAGUAAUAAACACAUGGAGUGUUAUAAAAGUCGCGCUGUCUCUCGCAAAUCCAUUCUUUCGAAGUUGGAUCUCCCAGCAUGAAGACCGUCAUUGCAACAGCUCUCGUGCUUGUGAUGGGCGCAACCUACGCCUUCUCUGCCCCAGGGAGGCAUGGGUCCGCCCUCCGACCUGCUAUGGGGGCGGAGGAACGGUCCCUUGCCCGAAUUAAGAGGAGUGUGAAUGAUCAUGACCAAAAUGACACCCGUGAGCAUGAAGUGGAAUCCCAUGGUGAUGGCAGCAACGAAAACCAAGUUCAUGACGAGGAUCACGAGGAGGGAGCCCAUGGUCAUAGGAACAACGAAAUCCAUGUUAAGGAGAUUACAGGAGAUCAUGAUGAUCAUGAUCAUCAUCAUGACGAUCAUGAUGAUCAUCAUGACGAUCAUGACGAUCAGGACGAUUAUGACGAUCAUGCUGAGCAUGACGAUCAUGAUGAUCAUGAGCAUUCUCAUGACGAUCAAGACGAUCAUGACGAUCAUGAUGAGCAUGACGAUCGUGACGAUCAUAAUGACGAUCAUGACGAUCAUGAUGAGCAUGACGAUGAAGAUGAUCAUGAUGAUCAUGAGGAUCCCGACGAUUAUGAUAAUUCUCAUGAGCCAUUAUCGUAUUAGCGACAGCAAUGAGGACGACGGGGAAGGUAACAGCGACAGCGAGAAUGUUGAUCGAUCUCCUGUUACACUGAUAUAUAACAUAUCUAAUUGUAUGUGUACAUGCUAACAGAUCAAUGUAAUCACAGAAAUGAUAAUGGUGAAAAUAUUCACAGUAUCAAAAUUCAAUUUCCAAAUUUAUAAAGUGUCGAAAUAAUCUUAUGAAAUAAAUGUUUGAAAAUAAAGGAAAAAAACUAAAUACAAAAGAUAAAUUAAAUAAGUAAAGGUUUAACUGAUACUUAAACAAACCUACUUUUCCCUUCCCUGUUUCAUUGUAUAAACAAUGUAUAAACAGUCAUCCAAUAUCAGUGUUAUUAUCCUUAUUGUGAUGAAUAAAAAAUUGAUGCAUCCA